UUCGAAACGCGUCCACCAUCGAUCCGCACCUUUUUCUCCUUAACUCUUCUUCGGUUAUCCCUGCCUCCAAGAAUUACGCUUUUUGAUCCAUCAAUGUCACCGGUGGUGGUUGAAGGAACGCGACUCGAACCGGCAGUGAAUAAUCGUAACCCCAUCGUAGACGGUGCAGCGCGUUCGAUCGGAAAAACGAGUACGUGAGCUCGCGUUUAUAUCCGUGCGCGGCACACAGCUGCGCGAGAAACGUAAUUACCAACGGCAGAGCCGUGGAUUUUCUGCUAUGGCACGUAUAUCGUUUCCAGCCGACUCUGCUCUUGUUUGCUCAACUAAGCGUCUUAACGAAUUGCCACGAACGCGCGUCUCCGUCCUCCUACAUCCUACACGAACGAACGCUUUCCCUCUUUUACCCGCCAACGAGGACUCGCAACGAUCCACCGGCUGUGUUUCUUCCUCCGUUCGGUCGCGAAAAAAUCGGAAAAUCGAGCAAGUGCGGAGAAUGCUUUAGAUAAUCGCGUAUACCUGUAACAACAGAGGGAGGUAGCGACGAUUAAAAUUAUCGCAGCCAUCUGUUGCGAUAAACGCCAACGAUCCGCACUCGCGAAUCAUUUUUGCGUCGAAUCUUACCGGUAUCCAUCUCGUAUUUUCGAGACAGCGAAGAAAAGGGACGCUUUCGUUGCUAAUCGUAAAACCGGCCUCGCCUGCUGGUUGUAGUAAACGAAAAUUAAUCGCGAUAAUUACUUUCCUUCGACGUUGAAAAACUUUAACGACAACGAACGGUAAAGCGUGGAGCUGUCGUUUGUAGUCGCGUUAAUUUAACUGGAAUUAUACGUCGUAAAAGUUGCACGCUCGAGGCGAUCGACGAUGUCGUUUAUUUAUUUGUUGCAAAGCCGAUUACCGGCAAAACCCGGGCUGAAAAUAUCAAACGUUCCUACGGUAUUCGCGAUGAAAGGGUUAUAUAGGUUAAAUCACGGGCAGUGGGCAGUGAGAAGUAGGCGGGCUGGGCAAUGCCGAUUUUCCAGUAAAAAAUUAUUAUAGCCAGUCGUGCAGGGGGUAGUUUCUUGGACGAAAGGAACGGCUCGUUUGCAUUUCACGUUAAUAACGAGACCAUGUGGCACCGAAGGCAACCAGCCGGCGACUAGGUAGGGCUGUGCUCCGAUAAAAUAAAAUUCCUCCUCUACCUACCGGGAGCUGCGCGCCACGUGGAUCUUAAACAUUACUCGCCGCUUCUCUUCCGUCUAAUUUCCAUUCUCGUAAUCUUGUCCGUAUCGACACCGAACGCUUUGUAUUGGACGCUUCUUUGUCGCGUAACUGCAACCGGUGCUGGGGAACGUUCAAUUAGUCGAAUAUUCCGAGCGAGUCGGUGAAUCGCGAUACGUUCUGGCCGGUUGCGCUGCUUCGUAAAAUUGCUGCUUGGUCGUUCCAUUAAAAUCAGUCAUCGGUAUGCACCGUGGAGUGCUCGUGGACGAGCACGUAGACGAAAUAUGCGACCGCGGCAAUCGUGAAAUGGAAUCGAUCAAAUGCGAAUCGUGGUCGCGAUGUCGCGCAUACGCAUCCCGGUUUGCUCGUUUCCCAAUUCCCUUUGCCUCCCGAAGCGACGCGACGCCGACGCUUUGAUUUUUUUCAAACGGCUCGCGUAAACUUGUCGUAAAAAUGCGAAACAACGGGAGACAGGAAUAAACAAAGCAAGCUGUUGGCGGACGGGCAUGAAAGCGGAGGGUGGAAUGGCAGCCGCCACGGUCCUGCACAAGGUGAAGGUGAAGGAGGAGACGAAGGAAUGCUGCGGUUAUCAGCAAUCGUCGUCGACGUGUUCGACCUCGUCGGGAAGUUCGGGCAUCGCAACGGUGACGGGUUCGAGUGCGAGCACCCACGCCACCACCGUCACCACCCUCAGCAACGGUAGCGGCAACGAUACCGGCAGCGACAACGGAAGCGGAAAUGGUGUUUCCAGCCACCUUGCGGUAGCCGCACCGUCGACCACCGCACUACCGAACGCAUCCCCUGCCAGUACUGCCGUUGUUUGUCAUCCGAGCACGCCGGCACCUUCGCACCUCGCCAACGCCGAUCCGUUCCCCGUCGAUCUCGAUCUCAAGACCAAGGCCAAGGCAAGUUCCACGGCGAGAGAGAAAGCGACGCGGGAAGAGGGCCAAUCGGAAGUACACUCGCCACCUUCUCAUCAUCAAAGGAUUCCAACUGCUGCAUCCAGCAAUCAACAAAAGCAGAGCAACGGUCUGCGGUGCGAGUACAAAGGCGCAACCGCUUGCUCGAGAUCCUCUGACAACGACAGUCCUUUACCUUCGCACCCACUGAAACCGGAAUUCGAGGAUGCGAUCGGUGCUGGAGGCGGUGGUAAUGGCGGUAACGGUGGUAGCGAUGGAAGUGCCAAUGCAGGAGCUGCUACCGGGUGUAGGACGGAAGAGCAAAGCGAUGUAUCUGUGUCGUCGAAUAACAGCACCGGUAGCAGAUGCAUCGCCGGUGUUUUCGCCGGCCACACCGAGCUCAAAAGCGUGCUCGGCACCGUCGUGAAAUUCGCCACCGGUAUAUCUCCGGACACCGGCGACACUGUGCUCACCCUCGUGUUGGCACUACUGAGCGGCGGUAUGACGGCAGAAGAAUUUCACUCGGCGCUACAGGAAGCGACCAACUACUCCCUUAAAGGCUUCGUACUGCCGCACUUGAAGCAACAAUUACCUUCGUUGCAAAGAGACCUGAGCAACGCCGCUAGAACGAGCAAUCAGAGUUGCGCGCAGUUCUUGCGAUCGAACGAGGCGGCAAUUCUGGAGGCCGUCGGCUUAGUAUCCCCUGGAGAGUCGGUCGAAGUUUUUGGAGAACACGCUGGAAACGGCGGCAAUCAGUGUUCCGCUCAUUACGGGAUGCGGUCUAAUUCUAAUCCCGGUGUUGGUGGUAAUCCUCACGUGAACAACACGCCAGCCAAUCUGCAUCAUUAUUCCGGUAGCGCGUCGCACGCGCCGAAGCGUCGUGCCUCGGACACCCCGUACUACGAAAACGGCGCUCUACUCGACGACAUCCCGAUGUACGGGAAGAGGCUAACGAAUCCCUGGAGUCAUCAUCAUCCGCCGCAACAGCAACAACCCUCUACCGAUGGUUCAUCCCCUUACUGUUGGUACCAUCCGUUGCAUUCGUCGAGCGGAUCGAUUCAAAGCCACGGGCAUCGUCUCAGUCACAAUCACGGCCAUGGACAUGGUCAUGGUCAUGGUCAUGUACACGGUCACGGACAUGGUCACAGCCAUGGACCUAGUCCAAUACCGCCUAAUCCCGUGCAAAUGAAUCAAAUGAACCCAUUUUCUGGAUCCCAUCAUCUAGCUCAGCAGCCGCAACAGCAGCAGCAGCAGAUGAGCCAUGUCCAAACGCAAAACGGAAGCCUCGAUGACGAGUGGAAAAACAUUCAUAUGAUGUUAAACUGUAUCCUCGGUAUGGUGGAGAAGACGAAGAAAGCCUUGGCCAUUUUGCAGACUCGCGGUUGCUUUGGUCCAGCCGCGACGGUACCUCCAACUCCGGUCGGGGCUCAAAACGGAAACAGUAAUACCGUUACCGUCAACAAUCCAUCCUCGACGAAUGGUUCUCAGGUAGAGUCUUCGACCGGGGAUCGCGAGGGUAGUUUGAAGCGAUUGUCCGGAGAGAUCGUAGCCCAGACCAUCAGAGCCAUCGAAGACAAGGUCGCAGAAUUGCAGAGGAAGGAUGAAGAAGCGGUGAAAAGGGCUGUGAUGGCGGAAGUCCAGCGCGCCGUGAGAGCAGCAGUGGCCGAAACGAGGACGAACGAACGGCUGCGAGUUCAUCGAUUACUCGACACUCCGUUGUCUCAGCGAAAUCACGGUGCUCUUCGUCAAGGACCGUAUCUACGCGUCCACGGUAACCCCGGCGCAGUGGACACGAGUCCCAGAACCGUUACAACACCGACUAGCGUUUCAAAUUCGAUACCGUCGACCACGGAAGAUGAAAAAGAGUCGCACUUACAAACCGUCUCCGGAUCCAGCUGUUGGAACUGCGGUAGACCCGCUUUGGAGACUUGCGGUGGCUGCGGAAUUGCACGGUACUGCGGUUCCUUCUGUCAGCAUCGCGACUGGGAAGCAGGAGGUCAUCACGCCACUUGUAACAAUCCUCCGCAUCGCGAACCUCGAAGAUCGACAUCCCGAAGUCCUCCUAGGGUCGCCAGUGGCGGCCUCUCGACCACCGUUAACGAAGCGACAGUCGCCUCGCCAAUAGCAGCCGGUGUUACCACCAAAGGGAAGUGACGUCAUCACGCGAAAUCUCAUCCUCGAAGAUUCACUAGCUCGAUCCAACACGAUUCGCGUUAAUUAUUCGACCGUCUCUUCUUUACCGAAUCAUACAUCUUCUGCUCCUGUCUUUCCCAUCCUUCUAUCCUUUUCGACCACAUUCUCUUUGCAAUCCAUCCUAUGUCGUUGCACACUUUCUAUGAGAAACUUUGUUCCUUCUUCAUCGAAGAUGUAUCUUUGAGGUAGCAUUCAUGUUUGUACCCUCUACGAUCGUUCUGUUUCAUCGUUCGACAAAUUUCUUCGUUAGAGUAGCGAAAGCAGCGGUGCAUGUACAUAUGUUGUAUCGGUGUUCGAUCGAAACGCUAAAUUAGAAAGAAACUGAAAAUAUGUACAGUUUCGGAUCGUAGAUGAUUCGAAGAAGCAAUAAUAAUAACACCGCAAGUAUCGAAUACGAGAAAUAAUUAUAAAUCGGAAGUAAUUCUAUUUCCGUGCGAAGAAACGAGAAGAAAUAAUGCCGCCCAAAGAAACAAACGAUCCGAUAAUCGUAAUCGUUACGAUAACCAGGUUAACGAGAUAUACAUAUACAUGUUAUGCUCUCUUUAUGCGCCUAACAGGCAAGGGAACGUUCGUUUUUUUUUUUUUUUUUUUUUU
Molecule: messenger RNA, 4880 nt
Organism: Osmia lignaria (orchard mason bee)
Lineage: Eukaryota; Metazoa; Arthropoda; Insecta; Hymenoptera; Megachilidae
Gene: nvy
Product: CBFA2/RUNX1 partner transcriptional co-repressor nervy
Biological process (GO): DNA-templated transcription; negative regulation of DNA-templated transcription
Cellular component (GO): nucleus
Molecular function (GO): transcription corepressor activity
Source: RefSeq, a predicted model, not a curated record